AUGAAAUUGGUCGAAGCAGCCUCAUUACUGGCACUCAUAACUCUCCCUCUAGCAGCCUUUGCGGACGUGGAGUUCAUAGAGCCUGGUGCCGGUUCAACUGUCAACAGUGGUGACAUGCUGACUGCCUAUUGGAAGGAUUCCGGAGAUUCGCCCAGUCUCGUCGAGUUUCAUGACUACGAUCUGUUCCUAUGUGCCGGGGGUCCUGAGAUUGAAUAUUCGGAGGACCUAGCACUGCUUGUACCAAAUGGUCUUUUUGACAGAGGGAAUUCCGUCUCUUUCCAGAUCCGACCUGACCUUGGGCCUGAAUACCCAGAUGCCUAUUUCCUCAAAAUGAUUUCCAGAGGUUCCAACAACGUAACAGUCGUCAACUAUUCCGAACGAUUCUCCGUGACUGGGAUGACCGGCACAUUUUCGGAACUGGUCCAAUAUGGAUUAUCUCUCACCGCAAACGAUACUGAAUCCCACCAGGACCUCAAACUGAGAAAAAGACAGGUCGUCGCGGCCAUAGCCCCGGCCAUAGUCCCGGCUAAAGACCUCUAUGACGUUCCGUACCCCGAACAAUCCAAGGGAUUAACCAAGUAUGCCCCCAUGGGCAAACGUCCAGCCACCACUAUCACGGCAAAGAGCGGUCCUCCUCAAUUUCCUACCAGUGCUUACAGUAUAGCUCGCACGUUCUUGCCGGUUCCCACAUGGCAGACUACCUUGACUGCUUCACGGACCUGGACCGAUUCUCUCAUUGAAAAUCCCGCAACCCCCGCACCGCACCCCAAGAAUGAUAUGCAAAAGUUCCUCAAGAGAUGGGCUGACGAUGAGUGA
This is a messenger RNA of Talaromyces marneffei, 816 nucleotides long. RefSeq lists its product as uncharacterized. Gene Ontology annotation, cellular component: extracellular region. Gene Ontology annotation, biological process: fungal-type cell wall organization; (1->6)-beta-D-glucan biosynthetic process; cell wall biogenesis. Bases 1 to 816 code for a protein of 271 amino acids. The transcript is spliced from 4 exons. The record is from RefSeq and is a predicted model, not a curated record. NCBI's taxonomy places the organism in Eukaryota, Fungi, Ascomycota, Eurotiomycetes, Eurotiales, Trichocomaceae.